AUGUGGGUGACACUAAGACAGACAAAAUGUCUCAUGUACAAAAAUUUUCUGAUAAAGAAAAGAGACAAAAAACAAUUUCUGCAAGAGCUAUUUUAUCCUAUUUACAUGGUUGGUAUACUGGCUAUGAUUCGGGCGUUAGUUAGACCGCAACAAUAUCCCGAAAUUAAAAAUUUUCCUCAACUACCAUUGGAUAAUAUUACCACAAAUAUCAAUCAAAGUUAUCUCCUACUCUAUUCUCCUAAUAACAAUGCUGAUAUCGAUAAAAUUAUCCAGCAAGUGAGUCAAAUGCUAGAUCUAGAAAAUCCACCCGUAGGCUUUGUUAAUUCAUCGGAUAUCGAGCAAUACUACAGAAUUGGCACCAACAGUCGAAGUAUUUUGGGUGCAGUCAUUUUCAACUCGUAUAAAUCGAAUAAUGUCUCUUAUACUAUUCGAAUGCCUGACUCGGCUAUUCCGUCUACUACGCACACUACAGCUACCGGCGGUAUUACAGGUUCAUGUCGCAAUAAUCUUACCACUUAUCUUCCUGCUAUACGAUGUCCUGCAAAUACUUAUUUAUCAUCCGGUUUCGCUACUAUGCAAAAUUUGAUCGAUUGGUCUAUCACGCAAGUCAAAGCUGGUUUAUCUGAUAGCCUGCCUAAAUCAGAAUUCUUCUUUCAAUUAAUGCCAAAAGGAGCAUUUAGUGGCGGAGUCAGCUUUCUUCAAGUUUUCGUGUCAAUCUAUUUCGUUAUGGCUUAUGCGCCAUUUGUCAAUUUCUUACUGGUUGGCCUUGUAACAGAAAAAGAGAAAAAAAUCAAGGAAGGCAUGAAAAUGAUGGGGUUACGAACCUCAGCAUUUUGGCUAUCUUGGUUCCUAACGUACACUCUGACGAUAUUAAUUUCUACCAUUGUUGUUACCAUCAUUGCAGUGGUAGCUUCUCUCUAUAGAGCUAGUAAUCCAUUCAUCAUAUUUCUCCUUCUGUUUCUUUAUGGAUUAUCGAUUGUUACAUUCUCUUUUAUGCUAACACCAUUUUUCAAUAAAGCCACCGUUGCUGGCGCUGUUGGUUCAUUAUCUACGGUAGCUUUCACUGCAUUAUAUUUUCCGGUUACAUUGCUGCCAACCCCACCAUUUGCUAAAUGGAUUCUAUCUUUGUUAUCACCAGUUGCUUUAGCCUUAAGCUUAAGUCAGGCUACUGCAUUAGAGACAACUACAGGGGCCCAAUUUAGUACUUUGGGCGUUGGAGAAUUUCCGAUUGGUGGAGGCAUUCUAAUGCUAAUUUUUGACACAGUUCUAUACCUAUUUCUCGCAAUCUACUUUGAUUCGAUAUUGCCAAAGGAAUAUGGCCAACAAUAUCAUCCUCUAUUUUGCUUUUUCCCUUCAUUUUGGCUUGGAAAAAGUUCUAAUUCUGAAGGAACUUUUACCAUUCCUGAAAAUACGAAUGUACAAGUAGAUGUGGAAGAUAUAUCCGCAGAUUUUCAAGGAAAAGAAGCCAUUAGGAUCGCAGGCAUUACCAAAUCAUUUACCGAUACUUCAUCGAAAGAAAAAAAAGAAGUUAUAGCUGUAGAUAAUUUCUGCUUUGAUGUAUACGAGGGUCAAAUCACAGCUCUUUUGGGACAUAAUGGUGCUGGAAAGACUACUCUAAUUGCUACAUUGACUGGUCUUUUACCUACUACCAGGGGAACUGCAUAUAUAUAUAAUUAUGACAUAAACAAACCUGAAGAGAUGACUAAGAUCAGGGAGAUUACCGGUGUAUGUCCGCAACACGAUAUCCUAUUUGACUCUCUCUCGGCUAGGGAGCAUCUGGUAGUAUUUGCUACCAUAAAGGGUAUACCAAAUGAUCAAAUCAAUGCUGCUGUUGAUAAAACCUUAGAAGACAUCACGUUAAUGGACAAGGCAUCUACAAGAGCUUCUGAUCUAAGCGGAGGUCAAAAACGAAAAUUAUCAGUAGGAAUUGCAAUUAUUGGUGAUCCUAAGGUUAUAUAUUUAGAUGAACCAACAAGUGGAAUGGAUCCUUUAUCAAGGCGACAAAUUUGGUCGCUUCUACAGAACCGACGAGAAGGAAAAGUAACAUUGUUGACUACUCACUUCAUGGAUGAAGCCGAUAUUCUUGCAGAUCGCAAAGCAGUCGUUUCACAUGGCAAACUACGAUGUGCUGGAUCUUCUCUUUAUCUCAAGAAUCGUUUUGGAAUCGGCUAUCAUUUAGGUAUGGUUACUACGGCCGAUUGUAAUAUAGAUAAAGUGACAGAGUUGGUCCAUGAGCAUAUACCGAAAGCCUUAUUACAGAGAUAUCAUGCUAGCGAGUUAUCUUAUCUUUUACCGUUAUCUGAUGUUUCAAGAUUUCCAGACCUCUUUUCCCAUUUGGAAAGUCCAGCUCAUAAUGAAUUAGGCAGAACUUGUGCUGAAACCUGUGGUGUCUCAAGCUAUGGAAUAUCUAUGACCACGCUAGAAGAAGUUUUCUUGAGACUUAAAGAUGAUGAUGUACCAAACGAUUUAAGUUCAAUGGCAAAAUCGCCGUUGGAAACCAAUAAAGAUAAUACGGAUGGGCAAAGACCUAAUGAAAGCAUGUUUGACUUUAGAAACACUCGGCGUUUAUCAAUGAAAGAAUUAAUUCGACAACAAUUCUUGGCAUUACUAAGGAUUCGAUUCCUCGUUAACCGACGCGAUCCAUUAACUAUCAUAUUUCGUGUAGUUUUACCGCCCGUGUUUGUAAUUGUGGGACUAAUAUUCGCUAACAACAUUGGAGGUAACACAAUUGCACAGCGUGAUCCUCCUACCUUACAACUUUCGUCGCAGCUUUACCUCAAUGAGUCUAAUAUAUCGCCUUCCAAGAAUAUAUUUGCCGACUUGCUUAUUAGAAAUUCAACCUCUAGACCAAUUAAUACCUUUAUCAAUGAUGUAGAAAAAAUGAAACUUUAUUACCAAAUGAGUAAUUUGUCAGCUGAUUACUUACUAGAUAACUAUCCGCAUACAAUUGGUUAUGAUAUCAUGGCUUUCCAGAAUACGUCAACAGGAAUAGCUUCCACAUUAAAUGUCCUUUAUAACGAUACGGCCGUACAUAGUAUUCCUGUUGCUAUUAAUCUUAUCAACCAGAUAAGGUUUGACAACGAAAUGAAACGGCGUAAAGGUGUUAGUGGCAGUAUCAUUCAUGUUUCUAGUAAACCUUUUCCACAAACCACAGCAGCCAGCAACUUUAACGGUGCUGCUUUUAGUGCACCUAUUUUCAUUGGAUUAGCAUUAAAUGUCAUUCCCGCAGGAUUCGCUAUAGAAGUUACCAGAGAUAGGAAGGAUCGAAUUCGUCAAUUGUUGAGAGCAUCUGGUGUAACGAGCUCCACCUAUUGGCUAUCACUAUUUACAUGUGAUUUUAUCUCGUACCUCUUUCCGGUACUUUUGAUGCUCAUCAUUAUUCCUAUCAUGCAUGUAGCCGCUUUUGUAGUUCCAGCUGCUAUGGGAGUCCUAUUUAUGGCAUCAUUAACUUACAUGCAAUCCAAUAUCCUGCUGGCUUAUGUUGCUUCUUUCUUAUUUUCGUCGGUUGAGACAUGUCAAUCAGUUUUGCCUCCCGUAUUAAAUUUACUACUUUUAUUACCGACUAUUGGUGUCUCAUUACUAGAUAUGCUUGGGCAAGCAAAUGCCGCUUUAAUAUUACACUUUGUCAUGCUAGCAAUAAACCCUACAUACCCCAUCGGAGGAGCAGUAUAUUUUAUUGGCCAGCCUAUCAUCCACGGUGCUUUCCUAUUCUAUUUGUUACGCUAUCUCGAUUACAGGAAUACUGGAACAUAUGAUGGUCGUGGACUGUUCGGCAUUGGUGGUUCACCAACUCAACGUCCAGCAUCUGGUUCGACAACCAGUGAAACGGCGGGAUUGAUUGGAUCUGCGGCAUCUAUGUCUGAGGAUGAUGACGUUAGAGCUGAAUAUGAUAGAAUUUCAAAAGCGACAACAUCAACCGAUGUUCUUAAAGUGCAACGCCUUCGUAAAGAAUUUUUGAAGCGUCCUGAUGUUAGUGAAAAGAGCCAGCUAUGUUGCGGUUCAAAGCCUGAUAAGAUAGCAGCUGUAGAAGAUUUGUAUUUUGGUAUCGAACAUGGUGAAGUGUUCGGACUAUUAGGCCCUAAUGGAGCUGGUAAAACGACAACGUUGAAUAUCAUUACCGGAGAUAUGGCUGCAACGAGAGGCGAUGUUUCCAUUGCCGGCUACAAUUUAAGUAAAGAUAUAACUCAAGCGUUAAGGAGUUUAGGUUUUUGUCCUCAACAUGAUGCAUUAUGGGAGCGCAUUACUCUAUCCGAACAUCUUCAUACUUACGCGGCCAUUAAAGGUGUUCCAGCCGAUAUGAUUACUGAGGCUGUCAACAGGUUUAUUACUGGAAUGGAAAUUCAGGAACAUGCUGAAAAAUUUGCCAAAAAACUCUCUGGAGGAACCAAAAGAAAAUUGAGUUUCGGAAUGAGUAUUAUUGGAUGCCCGAGAUUAUUGUUAAUGGAUGAACCUUCUACUGGAAUGGACCCCGGUGCAAAACGAUUCUUGUGGAAUUCUAUUACCGCAAGUAUUACCGAUGAAACUGGAGCGGUAAUUACUACGCAUUCAAUGGAGGAAGCUGAUGCGCUAUGCUCAAGAGUUGGCAUAAUGGUUCGUGGCCAGCUACGUUGCUUGGGAUCAACGCAACACUUAAAGAGUAAAUAUGGUGGAGGUUAUCACCUGGAAGUUAAAUUCUCUCCAGAUAAUAUGGGAAUAAAUACCAAUGGAGAUCCAUUACAGAGUGUUCACGAAUUUGUUAAGAAUACAUUCCCUGCUGCUACGGAAGUAGAACAUUUUGGCCAUCGUAUUAUCUACAAGAUUCCAUCGUCUGACGUCAAAUCAUUAGCAAGAUCUUUUGCUUGUUUAGAAGAAAGUAAAGCAAAGAUCGGAAUUGUGGAGUAUAGUUUUAGCCAAUCAACCCUAGAGCAAGUGUUCUUAGAAUUUGCUAAAAAACAAGAUGAAGAAACUGACACAGAAGAUUCUUCAUCAUCUAUAUCUAUAGCUACUGGUCCUAUGUUGGUUUAA
Trichoplax adhaerens is the source of this 5004-nucleotide messenger RNA. RefSeq lists its product as uncharacterized. The transcript is spliced from 23 exons. Lineage: Eukaryota; Metazoa; Placozoa; Uniplacotomia; Trichoplacea; Trichoplacidae. The record is from RefSeq and is a predicted model, not a curated record. Bases 1 to 5004 code for a protein of 1667 amino acids. Gene Ontology annotation, cellular component: intracellular membrane-bounded organelle; membrane. Gene Ontology annotation, molecular function: ABC-type transporter activity; ATP hydrolysis activity; lipid carrier activity. Gene Ontology annotation, biological process: lipid transport; transmembrane transport.